This is a messenger RNA of Paramecium primaurelia, 404 nucleotides long. The record is from the annotation of a GenBank genome assembly. Lineage: Eukaryota; Ciliophora; Oligohymenophorea; Peniculida; Parameciidae.
UGAUGACAAGUUUGAAAAACAACUUUUAGCUUUAAAAGGAAAAAGUAAGGGCAUUUUAGGAUUUAUUAAAAAAAGUAGAUUGGAAAUUGCAUGAUCAUUUAGUAAAUUAAAAGAUGGAUUUUUCUAUCCUUUAUGUAAAAUGGUUUAUGAUUUUGUUCGCUUAAGAUUUUCACAUAGAUGAUUCGUUACGCAUUUGGGACUGUUUGUUUUGCUAGAAAAAUAAUAGAGAGGAAUUUUUAUAAUAUUUAGCUAUUUCCUUUUUGAUAUAAUUAAGGGAAGAUUUAAUUAUAGGAGAUUUUGGAUAAAUUUUAUUGAUUUUGUAAAAUUUGGAGAAAUAAGCUAUUAAUUUAAGUGAAGUAAUCUAAAGAGCAUAUCUCUUAUAGAAAGAACAAAAAAAAUGUUGA